UAGGAGUGUGACGAAUUUGCAGAUAGUAGCGAAGUAAAAAGAAGACAGAACGGGAUCGGACGGGAAAAAAACGCACCCCUAUCCCCUCACUACAACCCUGGUCAUCAACAAUACCUGGUCUGCGCCCCGAGUCCCUGUGUAUAAAUAAAUAAAGCAGCCAGAUACGGCACAGCACAGCUUAUGUGGCAGCUGAGCUACUAGUAGUAAUAAGAAUCAGAGAUACAAGAGAGUAGAGUAGUUGUUAUGGAGAAGGAGAAAGGGACUAUCACUACGACCAACAAUAAUAACAAGAUAGAGAGGGGGCACCAGAUGUACCGUGAGGGGCGUUACAGGGAAGCAUUAGGGUUUUACACGGACGCGAUCGCCCUCGCUAAAACCAAACCCCACAAGAUCGCUCUCCACAGCAAUCGCGCUGCUUGUUACCUCAAACUUCACCAUUUCAAAAAGGCAGCAGAAGAGUGUACCUCAGUGCUUGAGCUUGAUCAAAACCACAGUGGGGCAUUGAUGCUGAGGGCUCAAACACUAGUCACCUUGAAGGAGUACCAUUCAGCGCUUUUUGAUGUCAAUAGACUUUUAGAGUUGAACCCAUCCUCAGAAGUAUAUCAAAAUCUUCACGCUCGCUUGAAGACACAGUUGACACUUGCUCCAAUACCAGAGUCAGAAGAGGAGUUUGAAGAGCAGGAAGAAGAAUCAGAAGACAGUCCUGAGGUCUUACUAGGAGGAGAGAAUAAUGAGGAAUCAAUGGGAGGUAAGUACUUGGCAACUUCGGAUAUUAGAAUUGAUCAGAAGGUUGAACUCCGGAAAGAUAUCGUAAGUGCUGAAUGUGCUUCUCAAGAUACAAAAUCCAAGUUCCCAUCCAAAGAUGGAAGAGACCAGAACAGUGAGGCUGAAAAGUCAAAAGCAGAGGCUGUAGCACCUAAAGCACUGAACAGGGAAUCAACCGAGCAACAAACGAAAGGAUGGCAAAUGAUUCCAAAACCGAAAGGGCAUUCAGCUCUGGACUAUGCACGAUGGGACAGUGUUGAAGAUGAUUCUAGUGAAGACGACAACGACAAUGAAGAUGAAGAAUCUUUGCCACAGUACCGGUUCCGCGUAAAAACGGUGGGGGUACGGCCUGUCAAGUGAUAUGUAAAUUCUAGUACAAGGUACCUCUAAAAUGGCUUUGCUGUUCAAGUACGGAACAUAGAAGUGACUUCUUAUGGACUAGAACGGGCUGGUUCCCUAGUUGGAAUAGCUGAAUCAUGUGGUUUUCUCUUGAAGAUCUACAAUUUUGUUACUAGAGUUAUCAGUCGAUAUGAUUGUCGAUGAUCAUGAGCUAUAUAAACUCGAAGUUAACAGUAACAUCCUCAGUGCCUCCCUUUGAAGCAACUGAGUUCCUGAUCUCCAGGUCUGUUUGCAUUUUCUUCUGAUACUGAAGUUCGAGAGUUGUGCUUCCUUAAUAGACUAGGUAGAGUCUUUCAGCUGUUGAGGGCCAAAGAGCAUCAUUCAUACCAUUACAACAGGUGCGAGAAUAAUAUAUACUCUUUCUGUUCCUGUAUUAGUCAAUGUGAAAUUUUGUUACAUUCUUUUAUUAACCAAGGAUGUACUGAAUUUCCAGUUAUAAAUGCAUGGAAAUCGAGGGAGUAUAUUUCUCCCACCUUUAUUUGAUACUGUUUUAGAAGUUGUAAAUAGCAGAGGAAUAUGAAUGCUUAAGCAUUGGAGAAAAUAAUCAUAAGGUUGCAGCAGCCGUGAGCACAUUCUUUUUAUUAUUCUUUUUAUCAUGCGUAUUAUGCUUUUUGUGCUUUUUUCUCUGUAAUGUACUAAUGUAUGAUUCAUUAUAAGGAUAUC
Molecule: messenger RNA, 1827 nt
Organism: Arachis duranensis
Lineage: Eukaryota; Viridiplantae; Streptophyta; Magnoliopsida; Fabales; Fabaceae
Exons: 3
Coding region: 244-1125 (293 amino acids)
Molecular function (GO): protein binding
Source: RefSeq, a predicted model, not a curated record